Gongylonema pulchrum is the source of this 213-nucleotide messenger RNA. NCBI's taxonomy places the organism in Eukaryota, Metazoa, Nematoda, Chromadorea, Rhabditida, Gongylonematidae. The record is from the annotation of a GenBank genome assembly.
AUGUCGAUAUCCAAUGAUUCCAGUGAUCGCGAUACAUCAACGCUGCCAAUACCAUCGAUGAUUUGUCGCCGAUUUCUUGGUUGCAACGCGCAAGCUGGUCGGGAGCACUCGAUUCCGGGCUCUUUGAUCGAUAUUGUUAUCUGGAGAAGUUUGCAUUUCAGUCCCGAUCCAACUCAAAAUAUCUUCAAAUCAAUGGGCGCAUCGGCUUUCUAA